AUGAUAAAUCCAACGAUGGCCAUAAACCCUUUACCGACAUCAGGGCAGCAAAGGAUCCCACUGGUUCCCUCACCAUUUGGAAUUCCAACUGUGGAUAGAGGUUUACUGCCUUCCACUGUAGCUCCAAGUAACCCAACACAGUUCCGUGUUCCUCCCCAGUUUGGAUCCUCUGCUCUACCAAAUGCAAAUAUGCCGAACAUGCUGUCCAGUCACGUCUACUCAGGUUUUGGCAUUUUACCGGAGUCCGUAAAGGCAACGGCCAAAAGGAAUGAAAUGAUUCAAAGGCAGCAUACUGCCAGAGUGGGAAUGGAAAUGCAUGCCAUUUACCAGCAAAGGAGAAUAGAAAAAGUGAAUCCCAAGGGACCAGCAGGCCUAGGGGGACCAUUCUUCUAUGGCUCCAGUAUCCCAACUGUCCCAGCCACCUACCGUGGCAGAAGCAUGCUUCCUGCCAGUGAUCUGCAUUGUCACAGAAGCACCCUGAGAAACCUUCAGGGAAACCCCAAGCUAGUGGCAACUGGUCCAUGUUUUCUAGAGAGCUGGUGUCAGAAAGGUUAUCAUCUCAGAAGAGGGGCAGGGAAUAAGAAAGUUCUAGACAGUGAUACUGAGAGUUCCAAAAGUCAAGUAGAAGAAAAAAUCUUAGUCCAGACUCUUGCAAUUCCCUGUGAAAAGGAUGAGUAUGCAAAAGGCCCAGAAACUGAAGCUCUCAACAAUAAGAAGUCAAGAGGAGCCAAUGAAAAGCCAACUACAGCCCUUGCCAAUGCCUGUGGAGAGCUUGAGCCCACCCAUACAAAACCCUGGGGAGCCCAUGGUGCUUCCAUAGAAGCAAAGGCCUGGGAUGGUGUGAAAGAGAAAGCUUCAGAGCAGGUUUUUGCAGCCUGUGGUGAAAACAAUGGAGUAUGCCCUCCAAUUUCUCAGCCAUCUGUGCCAGGAACAUACACACUGGUUACAAUUGGGGAAAAUCUGUCUUUGGAUGAAGAUAUUCAGAAAUGGACCGUGAAUGAUGUGCACAACUUCAUUAGUGGCCUUCCAGGUUGUUCAGACUAUGCUCAGGUGUUUAAAGAUCAUGCAAUUGAUGGAGAAACUUUGCCAUUACUCACAGAGGAGCAUCUUCAAAGCACCAUGGGGUUAAAGCUAGGGCCAGCAUUAAAGAUCCGAUCCCAGGUAUCUCAACUUGUGGAAAAUAUGCUCUCCAAGAAAAAUAUUUCACUUCAUACCCAUACAAAACAAGCAUUUGAUCAGCCCGCAGGUACAUCCCCUCUUUCAGGUUUUAAUUCCUGGAGCGAUACAUUGGACGUUCCUUGUUCUCAGGAUAUAAUACUUGCAAAAGGAAUCAAACAAGACAGCAUGAGCAACUAAAACCAAGGGGCAGUCUUAUUCCAUUUUCCAAAGAGUCUAGAAUAUUCUAGAUGGUAUGUGAAGGUUCCCAGCACCAAAUGAAACUGACAGGGAGGAAAAGCCAGCCUUCCUGGAGCUGUCUUGGAGGGGGCCUUGCCCAAGAGGCUCCCUAAAGUGACUCCGGCACAAAGUGGCUGGAGGUGUGUGCUUGGG
This is a messenger RNA of Manis pentadactyla (Chinese pangolin), 1548 nucleotides long. RefSeq names its product sterile alpha motif domain containing 7 (gene SAMD7). The coding region runs from base 1 to 1356 and encodes 451 amino acids. The transcript has 7 exons. NCBI's taxonomy places the organism in Eukaryota, Metazoa, Chordata, Mammalia, Pholidota, Manidae. The record is from RefSeq and is a predicted model, not a curated record. Gene Ontology annotation, molecular function: protein binding.